AUGACUACUCCACUUUUGAAAGAGCCGAGACGCUUCGCUCCGCUGAAGGAAGGGGUUGUGAAUACUAGCGGGGCGCCGAAGUUGAAGGGUAUUGUGUUUGAUGUUGAUGGGACUUUGUGCGUCCAGCAAAACUACAUGUUCGGCCAAAUGCGCUCUGCCCUCAACAUCACCAAAGCCACCGACAUCCUCGACCACUGCCACUCUCUCCCCCCAGCCGAAUGCGAAGAAGCCCUCGAAAAGAUCCGCAACGUCGAGCGCGAAGCCAUGGUGCUUCAAGAAGCGCAGCCGGGUCUUGUCCCUUUGAUGACCUAUUUAGAAUCCAAGAAUUUACCCAAGGGUAUCUGUACACGGAACUUCGAAACACCGGUUAACCAUUUGCUGAGCAAGUUUCUGGAGGGGAAGACAUUUAGUCCGAUUGUAACGAGGGAUUUCCGGCCGCCAAAGCCAAGUCCAGAGGGGAUCUUGUUUAUUGCGAAAACCUGGGGGUUCGUGGGAGAUGACGGAAAGGGCCUAGGCGAAGAGUUGAUUAUGGUUGGAGCUGGUGCUGCGACGGUCCUGCUUGUGAAUGAGAUGAACGCUCAUCUUGCGACGCAUGAGCAUACAGAUCUCGUUAUCUCGAGGUUAGACGAACUGAUUGAGAUCUUGGAAAAGGGAUUCGUAGGGCGCAUUGCUAGGGGAGAUGAGGAUGAUGAUUUGAAGGGCCGCGCAGAGGGUGUGUUGCGGGACGGAAAGGGAGAGGAGUAG
Lachnellula hyalina is the source of this 744-nucleotide messenger RNA. RefSeq lists its product as uncharacterized. The record is from RefSeq and is a predicted model, not a curated record. Lineage: Eukaryota; Fungi; Ascomycota; Leotiomycetes; Helotiales; Lachnaceae. The transcript is spliced from 3 exons. Bases 1 to 744 code for a protein of 247 amino acids.